AUGGCUACAGAAUUAGUACCUGAAAACGACAUGAUUGUCCCCAUGUUGGAAGAGCUCAAUUCAGCACUAGAGGGUGAUGAAAUUCCUGCACAUAUAAACUCAUUAAUAGACAAAUGUUCGCUAAAUUUAAGUUCAUUAGCACAAUAUAAUGGAGACGCAACAAGAAUAUUAGUUAAUAUUAAGCGGAUACUACUAGAAAGUUCAAUGGUUCCUAAUGUCGAUUAUAACAGUUUGAUCGAAUUGCUUGAGAAUGUCAUCAAAGUGUGCUCAUUCGAGGAUGUGCUAGAGAUAUAUUCUAUCGAUGAUUUGACGAAGGCGUUGCAAUCAAAAAACUCACUACUUAUAAGUGCUGGGUGUAAAAUUAUAUCUAAAUCCUAUCCAAAAGCAAUAUUUGCACCCUCGAUCUUACUAGAUAUUUUACUGACAUUAUUUUUUGAUACUAACACAGAAACCUUUGUGAUAAAUGCCAUUGAGAAUGUCUUUAAAUCUUUAUCCUCUGAUGAACUUAUCCGGAGGAAAAUAAUGUUUGAUAAUGCCCCAUUAUUGCUGAGAGUAAAGAGAGACUUUGAAGUAACACCGUACUCUAGACUGAUAGCAUUAUUGAAAAUUGAAUUUGAGUAUAUCCAGCCCUCUGAAUUUAACCCAAAGCUUUUUGUUAUUGAUAGGACGGAAUUGUUUAAAUCCAUCGAGACUGAUAUAUUGCUAUUUAUACAGAUAACAAUGUAUUACACUAGGAUGGUUCAAUUAUUGGACACAAUUGAUAUCACCAAGAGAUCACACCUCUGGGCCAGCGAGCAUGUGGUACCAUUAUUGACCUCAUUUGGGGAAAUUUAUGCAAAUUUAUCAUCAUACGAUGAUGUGAGAGUGCAUAGUUUGUCAUUUGUGUUCAAAUUAUUCCGUGCUGUAUCGUAUCUUGACGAUGAAAGCGUAUUUAAGUCAUUAGAUGAAAAUUACCUCAAAUUAUCCAUUGACAACUGCCAUUAUAAAGAAUUUCUCUCUUUUAUAAAUCCAAGUUACCUAGCCAAAUAUCAUAAGAAUCUGGUUAAAUAUCUGUCCGUGGUCAAACCAUCCAACUUAACUGCCAUCAGGAACCUUAUAGCGGAUGAAAAUUGUUUUAAUUUAAUAAAAGAAGACAUUACAACUCAUUCGAUGUUAUCAAUGCCAUAUAUGGAACAAAUGGUUUUAUUAGAAAAAUUGUCACAAUAUCCUUAUAGUGUAAAUUUUAUGAUCCAUUGUCUUCCAAUGAUUAUGUCAAAUCUGAUAGAAAACCCCAAUGGUGAAGUAAUUGAAACGGAAACAGUCGAGUUAAGAAGAACAACAGUAGAAAAUUUGUUGAAGUUUAGUGAAGAGGAUUUAAAUGUUUGGUACAUCCCACUGAAGAAACUGUAUGCGACAAUGAGAAAUGGAACAACCUCAAACGGGGCUGCACAACCCAAGAUUGCUACUACCUACUUAUAA
Naumovozyma castellii is the source of this 1458-nucleotide messenger RNA. RefSeq names its product Hsm3p (gene HSM3). The record is from RefSeq and is a predicted model, not a curated record. Bases 1 to 1458 code for a protein of 485 amino acids. NCBI's taxonomy places the organism in Eukaryota, Fungi, Ascomycota, Saccharomycetes, Saccharomycetales, Saccharomycetaceae. The transcript has a single exon.